Molecule: messenger RNA, 5794 nt
Organism: Chaetomium strumarium
Lineage: Eukaryota; Fungi; Ascomycota; Sordariomycetes; Sordariales; Chaetomiaceae
Product: nucleoporin Nup186/Nup192/Nup205
Exons: 4
Coding region: 293-5527 (1744 amino acids)
Biological process (GO): nuclear pore organization
Cellular component (GO): nuclear pore inner ring; nuclear pore
Molecular function (GO): structural constituent of nuclear pore
Source: RefSeq, a predicted model, not a curated record
GUCGCGAUUCGCGAAGCUGCACAUUGCUGGGGACGGCAGAACGCUUCACCGCCUAAUUCUUUUGUUGACUGCCAACCACCAUCUGGCGCCAAUCGGCAGGCAGUUCAACGCGGGACAGCUUUGGUCGCGAUCCUCCAACCUGCAACGGUUGCAGCAGAGUUACAGCGUCGAUCACCGUUGCUCGCCACCCACAACCUGUGAACCCUUGAAUUACUUGGGUGCCCACGACCUCGUCUACGCAGCCGCGAAGCCAGCUGGAAGAGAUGCGCUGAGGCGCUUCCCCCCACCGACCAUGUCUGAACUGCGCGCGCUCGAGGCCCUCCAGGCCUUGCACGCGGAGCUGGUUGCCGUCCGGCAGCAUCGAUACGAGGGCCUGCCGCUGCUGGAGCAGCUUCUGGAUGCGCAAACGGAUGCCUUCAAGAAGCUGACCGACAAGCCUGGGCGGAACACGGCCCACAGACAAUCGCUGGGGACCAGGAAAGUAAAGCUCGGCGACGAGGAGUACGCCGUUAAUGACGACUUCAUCAACGACUGUCUGAAAGUUGCCGACGACCUUGAUCUAGACGAACUCGAGUCGGCGAGGUUACUACUGGACUGCGAUGCAGAGGGCGACACCGAGACGCAGAGCCGCCCCUUAUGGGAAUGCGGAGUCAUCCGAUUCCACCAAGAGCGCCGGUAUCUGCUGGACUGCAUGCGGCUGUGCCUCGAGAUAGCGGCCGACGACGAGCUGGAGCCGGGUCUACAAGAUGGUUUUGGGGCCCUGGCCGAAGAGAAGAUCUUUGGCGUACCACCUCCUGGGUCACAGCCUGACUCCUCUGCAAAGCGGUUUGUGCCGAAAUGCAUGGAAGCUAUGCAGAGUGUCAGGUCCAUGCUCCAGAAUACGAUGGACAAGGCGCACGCUCGGAGCAUGUUGCAGCAGGGCAAUCUUGUGAGGGUACCGGAGAAUCAAGAGACCUUCGAUUUCUCGCGCUUGAGUCUUGUCGAGCAGCAUGAGUGCUUGGCGGCAAUUCUACACGCCGCCGUCGAGAAGCGGCACGCUACCGUUGGUGAUUUCCAGGAGUUCCUCCAGUUUCUCAAGAGAGUCGACAAGUACGAUCACUUCCUUGUCCACCUGUUCCCAGUCCUUGCUGCCUACAUCACCGUGUUUGGCUCUCCCGAAGGGGUGGGCGACCUCCAACAAGCGCGUCAACUAAAUCGGAUUGUCUGCAAGCCUGACGACGACGAUUCUUGGGCCCUGCCGAACCUACGAGCCGUUGCCAAGGCAUGGUGGAUUGUCGAGCACAGCGGAUGGUAUCUCGAUGACACGACCUACGACCUCCGAGGUAUCAACCUGGAUGAAGAAGACGAGGAGAGGAACAAGCAGUUCAUGGAAGCUCUGAAAGAGGGCGCCUUUGACUUCAUCUUGUCGGUGGCCGCCGACUGCAGGGCCCGAGAAUGGCAGGAUCCCUCAAGUCUUGGAAUGCGACAGUGGCUCCAACGAAAAUCCCCUCCUCUGGCCUCCGACGCUUUUCCCUUCAGCCACUUUCUGCAGCAAAGCUUGAUGGUACGCCUAGAGGGCUUUAUCGAUGCCGCCAUUUCCAACCUUCCAGACAUACUCAGGAAGUUGAGGACCGAGGAAGACGAGCAGCGGCAGCUCAGCCCAAACCACGAGCAGGACCUCGACCUAGAGCGUUUCCUGAUCAUCAUCUCGUACGCUUAUGAAGGCAGACCGGAGGCGGCCAUGUCGUUCUGGGAGGACCCGGAUAGCAACCUUGCGGGGUUUCUGCAGUGGGCGUCGAGGCGAGCAUCUACUCCGCUCGUUAGCGCCUUUUGCGAAAUGCUCCAGUGUCUUUCAGAUAACGAGGAGUGCGCUACCGCGGCACACAAUUUCCUUCUGGAUGAAAGCCACCAAGCAACUGGCAAGAUGAAGCGGUCCCAGUCUCUGACAUGGUCGCAGAUUUUCAAGGAGCUAGACUACUUCACAAACAAGCUCACCGAGAGACCAAGCCAGGCCCCAACGCACGCCAUACAACGCCCUGGCAAGCCCGGCUCUGACCUGGCUGAGACCGAGCCAGAGUCGGCCUUGAUGCUGGAGUGCUAUCUGCGACUGAUCGCCAAGCUUGUCUCAGAGAGCGAAGUGGCUCGGCAAAGGAUGAUCAUGGAUGAGGACCUACACCUAGUCGACACAAUGUGCAAGCUCGCAGAUGGCGCGAUUCCUCGUCGGCUCCGGGCUUGCAUCUUCUACGUUCUCAAGGCCUUGAUGGCGAGGAAGCAGGUCUUCGAGAACGAAGCAUUGUGGAAAUACGUCGACGGAUGGGCGACCGGAACCCUCAACAAUCCUCUCGGAGGGGCGCAGAGAGUCUCCUUUUUCGGCCAACCUCUGACUCCCCAAGCGUACAUGGAGGCAGUGCUAGAUGAGCUCAGUAAUAACUUCGAGGAGGCGAAUGCCUUCAUUCAGCUGCUCAACUCACUCUUCGCGCCCCUAGAAGGCCCCGACGGGCUGAACGACUCCCUGACCUUUCCGGAAAAUUUGGGGAGCAAUGUGCGCAUGCCCGGCAUGGAACCUUAUGUCGACUUUGUUUUCCAGGUUUUCGCCCAAAAGUCGCAAGAUCUCGUUGACCCUGCCCAGCUCCGGGCAUUGCGCCUCAGCUGCCUCGAGUUUGCGCUGACCUGUCUGUCAACGUUCAACGAGGACCUCAUCAUCCUGGGCAACGAGAGCAAUAUUGCUAUCGACGUGGCUAUGCCAACCACGGACUUAGCCGCGUACGUGCGCCUUCAUCCGUUUGCGCGUGUCAUGGAGUGGAUGUUCAACGAAAAGGUGAUCACUGCCCUGAUCCGCACUAUUCACCAAGACCCCGGCAGCUUGAGCAGUGCAUCCCCGGAUUCGCCCUUGGUACAGAGCAUUCUGCGCGGGAUCCAGGUCAUGAUCAAGGUUCUCGACUUGCAGGAGACCUACCUGCACCUUGUGCGACCGGUGAUCCAGUCGCAACCUGAGCAGCGGCGGGCGUCCGUGGCGAAUGCUGCGUACACGGCCUUCGAGGACGGCAUUCUGAGCCAUCUGGGCUUGGUGGUCGACCUUGGGAAGUACUGCAAUCUCGGCCACGGCGAGUUGACGCUGGCUUGCCUGAAGCUGCUCGAGAAGAUUUCUACCUCUCCUAGGAUCAUCUCCGCAUGGAACCCCGAGACCGGCGGCCGGCUCGGCAACCGGAACAAGGCGAUCGUUCAGCUCGAGAGGAACGACGAAGGCCGGAGCAUUGCCGCUUCUCUGGCGGCAAGUCUCUCUGCCACUCUGGAUCCGGUGUUGAUGGCCGAGUCGGAGGACUACGUGGUCAAGCUCUUUAUCCUCGAUUUCCUCUACGGGUGUCUCCGGGCUACGCCGGAUCAGCCGACAAUCGCGCAUCUGCUGCUAGGCUUCCGCUGCGAGCUUAACAAGCUCAGCGUCGAGCCCAGGGGCGCAUUCGACAUGCAGAAGUCGCUUUUUCACAGCCUCCUGAACGUCAUCAUCGGCCUUUCUGUGUGCGACGAGGAGCUUGGGAUGCGCGGAUAUCUGAUCACUCUAAAGCACAGAAUCCUUCGCAUCCUGCAGAUCCUCUGGAAGUCGCCGCUCUCUGGGUCGCUGGUCAUGGACGAGCUGAGGUUGACGAACUUUGGAUUCCACAUGUUGAUGAAGGAGCUGCAAAUCGCGCCAGAUCUGAGAUGGGAUGGCGUGGAGGCCAGCAACCCGGAGUUCAUGCUUUCCAACGCGUCCGUGGCAUAUAUUGACUACCUCGGUGCGCGGGCUAUGAUUUUCGAGUACAUCGCGCAGGAGCUCUGCAGUGUCACGCAGAAUCGAAUCCCCGCGAUCAAGCGCCAGAUCUUCGACGCCCUGAAUGGGCAGAUCAAGCUCGACGGCGAUGAGCCGUUUACACUCCCUAACAUCUUCGAUUUCUUCGACUUCGUGAAUUCAGAUCCGACCCUGGACAUCCCGACCCCGGAGUUUGUCUUCUACAAGGAUCUCAACCUCAGACCCUGCGCCGUUGAACACCCAGACGCUGGUUUGCAGUACGACGUACGCAAAGUGCGGGAGACCAUCGCCCUGAAGCGGAACGAGUUUAGGGACACGCUUCAGGUGGCGUCGCAGCAGCACUUAGAUGCUAUCGAGAAGGAAGAGGGGUUAUUGGUCGAGUAUCUGACAUUCACCAACCGCCAGAAACUGCUCGGCGCGUCGCGAAUCACCCUGCUCGGGUCGUGGGCCAACCUGCUCUUGGUCAUGUUCGAAGCCAACGAUCUCAAGGGCACGCCGAAGAUGGCUUUCCUGCUGCAGGCUCUUCAAGCCAUUCUUCCGACCCUGGAGGCCUACAGCACGCUGAGUCCAGCCGAGGCGUUUGAACUAGCCAGGGUCGCCAAGGUGCUACUCUUCAAGCUCGACUUUGACGAUGACGAGGACGACACCAUAUCCGGCCUGGGCAAGGAUAAAUUCACCGUAGGCAACCUCAUCAGCGACAAGCUAUUUCAGCUCUUCCAAGUGUGCCUCAGCUCGAUCGGCAAAUGGGCCGGUAGCGCCGAGCUGCGCGCGCUCUACUACGGCAUCUGCUACCGGUAUCUGACCGCCGUCGUCGACCGAGACACUGCAGCCCCCCACAACCGCAGUGCCCGCAGCCUCGCAACGGCGCGCACAAGGACGCUCAAAGCCAUCCAAAUCCACGGCGAUCGGCUCCUCAACGUGAUCUGCGACGACGCCUACGGCAGCGACACGGCCUGCCAGACCGCCGCGAUGAUCCUCCUCGGCGCGCUGGUGCACACAUCGCGCUCCACCGACGAGGACAUACCCAUCGUCGAGUCCCUCAACCGCCUCAACUUCAUCGGCGUGCUCGUCGACUCGCUCAAGACCAUCCUCGCCGAUUGGCUCGCCGUCGUCCCCGCCGGCCUGCGCAACAGAACCACUACCAACCUCCUCUUCAACCACAAUCGGAAGGCCGAGGCCUUCAGCCCAGAGCAGGACGCCGCCGCCGACGCGGAGCGCUACCUGACCGCCAAGCUGGCCUUGCUCCUGCAGAUCGCCCAGACCCGCCAGGGCGCCAAGUACGUCCUGCAGGCCGGCCUGUUCCGCGCGCUGGAGCUGGCGGGCGUGUUCGCGGCCGACCCGGAGCUGGAGGUCGACGCCGAGGACAUUCGCGCGCUGGAGAAGCACUACACCCUGCUAGUAGCGCUGGCGCGGAUCGUAGGCGCCGCCGUGCUGGCGAGGGGCGCGCACAAUGUCGUGCAGGGCCGCCGCUUCUUGACUAGUCACCGCAUGCUGGUCGUGCACACGCUCAAGCGGAGCGCGGGGAUAGGGAUUGUGGGUAGUGGGGGGCAGCUAACUACACCACCACAACAACAUCAUCAUCAUCAGGAUGUGCUGCGUUCUUCCAGGGUGAGGGAUGCGGAGGAGCAGGCGGUGCUGCAGGAAAGGGUGGAGGAGUUGGCAGAGGCGUUUAUGUUGCUGAUUACUGCGACGGGGUUUUUGGAGUUUGAGUCCGGCCAGGUCCCUGCUGAGAAGCCCAGCGUGAACACGACGCUUUUCCAUUGAGGAGGGACUGACUGGACGGAGGGAUCCAGAGUGGCUGCAUCAGUUUUUGUUGCAAGGCUAGGGGAAGGGGGGGUUGGACGGGAAAUGUGGAAGAAUGUCUCCAGGAGGGAAUGAAAGUUUCCUUGCUAGAGAAAGGUUGCUUUUUGCUAGGCUUAAUGCGAUCAGACGACGAAAGCUCGUGUCACUGGGCUGUACUAGGUAGUCACUGUCAUGUCUUGAAUAGACCAAAGCAGCUAAUAAGGGGCUCACUGGGAUCAAUCAUCAAUG